AUGUUCGCACCUUCGACGCGGCUGCUACGGAGUCUUUUGCCGGCAGACAACUAUGUCUGUCAGCUAUGUCGGAAACCCCGAGCCUUCUCGACCAGAACGUCUCUGCAGUCAGGACACAGCAAAUGGGCGACGAUCAAGCAUGACAAGGGGAAGAACGAUGCGGCGAAGAACAAGCAGCGUUCAGUCUUCAGUCAUGAGAUAGCGAACGCGUCGAAAUUUUAUGGCCCUGAUCCCAAUACCAACGCUCGCCUCGCGUUAGCGAUCAGCCUAGCAAAGAAGGCAGGCGUUCCAAAAGCCAACAUCGAAUCAGCCAUUGCACGUGGCCAAGGCGUAUCGGCCUCUGGCGCAGCCCUUGAGCCAGUCACUGUCGAGGCCAUCUUUCCUCCCUCAGUCGCCGUAGUCAUCGACUGUCUGACCGACAACAAGCUUCGAAUACUAGCAGACAUACGGCACCUCAUUAAGCAACACCAAGGCAGUGUCACGCCGACCAACUAUCUUUUCGAGAAGAAGGGACAGAUAAUUUUCAAGCCAAAGGAGGGCUUAGGCGCCGAUGAGGUUCUGGAUACCGCGCUGGAAGCUGCCCCUGGUGUGUUGGACGUAGUUGAAGGAGCGGACGGCAGAGUCGUCGUCUUCACGGAACCGGCGGACACGAAGGGGACAGGGGAGACUCUGUCAGGUGCCCUAGGUUUGGAGGUGGAAGAGUCAGAAAUCAUCUGGGAUCCAAACGAGGACACGAAAGUAGAGAUUUCUGAUGAGGAGGCUGCACAGGCGUUGAGUGGGUUCGCGGAGAAGUUGCAAGACAUAUCUGGUGUACAAGCCAUGUACAUGAAUGCGUCACAGGGCAACAUAAGUGAUGCCACCUGGGCAGACCUGCAGAGUAGACUUGCGGUGUGA
Molecule: messenger RNA, 894 nt
Organism: Coniosporium apollinis CBS 100218
Lineage: Eukaryota; Fungi; Ascomycota; Dothideomycetes
Exons: 2
Coding region: 1-894 (297 amino acids)
Cellular component (GO): mitochondrion
Source: RefSeq, a predicted model, not a curated record